CACUUCAAGAGAUACGAGGAAGAGAAAGAGAGCAAGUUUGGUCUUUGGAUUCGUCCUUUGCAGUUCAUGAAUUUUCUAAUCUAAGAAAGAGCAGAAGUUAUCAUGGGUUGCUGUCAGGCAACAAGGCGACGUUCUGCGGAAACUGGGUUGAAGCCGAGACUGGAGACCCGCUCUGAACGAGCGACUAGCAGCAGAGAAAACGUAACGAUACUCAGUGGUCCUGCUGUUGGCGUUUGCCCGAAGUUGGGUGGAUCACUUAAGUACUUGGACUGGGAAGGAGAGGAUCCAGCGACACCAGAACUUGACGAGCUGCGGCAUGCAAUCUGGAGCAUGGAUAAACACAGAUAUGAGAAGAACAAGAGUGCAAAGCGGCACAAAGUUCACAGGUAUGAGAAGAACAAGAGUGCAAAGCAGCACAAAGUUCGUCGUCUUUCCUUCUCGGCUCAAUAAUUUUGUAAAACAGACGAAGACAUUUGAUAAGUAUGCAAUU
This is a messenger RNA of Sycon ciliatum, 490 nucleotides long. RefSeq lists its product as uncharacterized. The record is from RefSeq and is a predicted model, not a curated record. Bases 103 to 450 code for a protein of 115 amino acids. Lineage: Eukaryota; Metazoa; Porifera; Calcarea; Leucosolenida; Sycettidae. The transcript is spliced from 3 exons.